UAUACUCAUACAGGAAAGAAGCCGUUUCGUUGUGAUAUUUGUGGUAAAUCAUUCACUACUAAUAGUUACUUAAAUGUACACGGAUGUAUUCAUACAGGAAAGAAGCCAUAUCAUUGUGGUAUUUGUGGUAAACCAUGCUCCAAUAAGAGUUACUUAACUGUACACAGACGUAUUCAUACAGGAGAGACACCAUAUCAUUGUGAUAUUUGUGGUAAAUCAUGCUCUAAUAAUAGUGCCUUAACAUCACACAGACGUAUUCAUUCGGGAGAGAAACCAUAUCAUUGUGAUAUUUGUGGUAAAUCAUGCUCUAAUAAUAGUGCCUUAACAUCACACAGACGUAUUCAUACAGGAGAGAAACCAUAUCAUUGUGAUAUCUGCAGCGAAUCAUUCUCUCAUAAUUAUCACUUAACUACGCAUAAACGUAUUCAUACGGGAGAGAAACCAUAUCACUGUGAUAUCUGCGGUAAAUCAUUCUCUGUUAGUAGCACCUUGACUACGCAUAAACGUAUUCAUACAGGAGAGAAGCCAUAUCACUGCGAUAUCUGCGGUGAAUCAUUCUCUCAUAAUUGUACCUUAACUACGCAUAAACGUAUUCAUACAGGAGAGAAACCAUAUCACUGUGAUAUCUGUGGUAAAUUAUUUUCUGAUAAUAGUGUAUUAACUAAGCACAAACGUAUUCAUACAGGAGAGAAACCAUAUCAUUGUGAUAUCUGUGGUGAAUCAUUCUCUUGUAGUAAUACCCUAACUAUACAUAAACGUAUUCAUACAGGAGAGACUCCAUAUCAUUGUGAUAUCUGUGGUGAAUCUUUCUCUCAAAAUAGUACCCUAACUAUACAUAAACGUAUUCAUACAGGAGAAUAGCCAUAUCACUGUGAUAUUUGUGGUAAAUUCUUCUCUCAAAAUAAACAUCAGAUGACAUUGACAUAACAGGAGAAACGUCCUCAAUAUCUACCAUGUUUUAAAGACUAAAGGAAAAUAUAUGAAACAGAUGUAUCAGAUUGUUUCUACAAAUCUGUGAUAGAAUUCCUGUGAAAUAUUUGCUCUGAAAUAAUAAUAUUAGCCAAAUUUAUGAACAUCCCUGACUGGAGUGUCAAGAAGAGGAGCCUGUGAACUGAUUAAAGUUGGAUAAAUUUAUGUAAGUUUUGCUAAAGAAAGGUAACACUGGACAGAAAUAGAGCUGUAGAAGUGUUUGUAAGAAAUAAAUAACAAAAAGAA
Molecule: messenger RNA, 1215 nt
Organism: Octopus bimaculoides (California two-spot octopus)
Lineage: Eukaryota; Metazoa; Mollusca; Cephalopoda; Octopoda; Octopodidae
Product: putative zinc finger protein 66
Source: RefSeq, a predicted model, not a curated record